AUGCCUCUGUGCGGCGAGUCCCUGGCUGCAGGACGGCGGCGUGAAGUUUCCCCUCCUGCUGACACGUCUGCUCCUCCUCCUCCUCCUCCUCCUCAUCCUCCUGGACUCAUCGCUCCUCUGAGCCCCCGCCUGGCUGAGGAGGAGGAGGAGGAUGAAGAGGAUGAAGGCUCAGUGAAACAUGAUAACACUCAGCGUCUCCGUGGCAACCAGCCGUCCAUAGUAACAUCACAGAAGAAGAGAAGAAGACCCUGCAGCUCUGCCCCCAGCUCAGAGGAGGAGGAGGAGGUGAAAACAGAGGAGGUGAAAACAGAGGAGGAGGAGAAAACUGAUGAGGAAGAGGAGGAGGAGAAAACAGAGGAGGAGGAGAAAACUGAUGAGGAAGAGGAGGAGGAGAAAACAGUGGAGGAGGAGGGAAAGGAGGAGGAGGAGGUGAUGGUGGUGAAGCAGAAGGAAGAGGACAGAGGUGUCAAACCUCUGAAAGAGAAGAAAGAGGAGACGCAGAAGACAAGGAGGCCGAGGAGGAGGGCUGUGGGUCCACCAAUCAGAUACCUGCUGGAGUUUGAGGAGCAGGAGGAGAUGAAAAGACUGUACAGGAGGCUGAGGAGGAGUCAUCAGCAGGAGGAGGAGGUGGAAGAGGAGGAGGAGCAGGAGGGAGAGCAGCAAGAGGAGGAGGAGCAUCAGGAGGUGAAAAGACUGUACAGGAGGCUGAGGAGGAGUCAUCAGGAGGAGGAGGAGGAGGGAGAGGAGGAGCAGGAGGGAGAGCAGGAGGAGGAGAAGGAGGAGGAGCAGCAGCAGGAGGAGCAGCAGGAGGUGAAAAGACUAUACAGGAGGCUGAAGAGGAGUCAUCAGGAGGAGGAGAGAGAGCAGGAGGAGGAGAUGGAAGAGGAGGAGGAGGUGGAGGAGGAAGAGGAGGAGGGAGAGCAGCAGCAGCAGGAGGAGGAGGACAAGGUGGAGCAGGAGGAGGAGGAGAAGGAGCAUGCAUGCAGGCCGAGGAGGAGCGCUGUGGGUCCACCAAUCAGAUACCUGCUGGAGUUUGAGGAGCAGGAGGAAGAGAGAAGGCUGUACAGGAGGCUGAGGAGGAGCCAUCAGGAGGAGGAGGAGGUGGAAGAGGAGGAAGAAGAGGAGGAAGAGGAGGAGCAGGAGGGAGAGCAGCAGGAGGAGGAGGAGCAGCAGGAGGUGAAAAGACUGUACAGGAGGCUGAAGAGGAGUCAUCAGGAAGAGGAGGAGCAGGAGGGAGAGCAGGAGGAGGAGAAGGAGGAGGAGCAGCAGCAGGAGGAGCAGCAGGAGGUGAAAAGACUGUACAGGAGGCUGAAGAGGAGUCAUCAGGAGGAGGAGAGAGAGCAGGAGGAGGAGAUGGAAGAGGUGGAGGAGGAAGAGGAGGAAGAGGAGGUAGAGGAGGGAGAGCAGCAGCAGUGGGAGGAGGAGGACAAGGUGGAGCAGGAGGAGGAGGAGAAGGAGCAUGCAUGCAGGCCGAGGAGGAGCGCUGUGGGUCCACCAAUCAGAUACCUGCUGGAGUUUGAGGAGCAGGAGGAGGAGAGAAGACUGUACAGGAGGCUGAGGAGGAGCCAUCAGGAGGAGGAGGAGGAGCAACAGGAGGAGGGGGAGCAGGAGGAGGAGGAGCAGGAGGAGGUGAACGGUCACCACGGCAACGUAGACGGUUGUCACAGCAACAGGGCAGAGGCAGGCGGUGAUGAUACACAGCAGCAGGUGGAGGAGCAGGAGGAGGAGCAGGAGAGGCCUGCCAAAAAAAUUCAGCGAGAAAAAGGUGGAGGGAGGAAGAGGAGGAGGAGGAGGGAGGAGGAGGUGAAAAAGGAGGCGACGGAGCAGCUGCAGAGGCCGAGGAGGAGGAUGGUUGGUCCUCCAAUCAGAUACCUGCUGGAGUCAGAGGAGCGGUCACAUGACCUGAGAGUCAAUCAGAAGAGGAAGACGGAGGCUGGGGGCGGGGCUUCAGAGGACAGACAGACCCACCUGCAGAGUCACAUGACUCUCACCUGCUGGGUCCGACUGCAGCGCCUCCUCUGAUUGGCUCAUCACUUCAUCACAUGACUUUCAGUUUCAGUUUGAAGCCGAUCAGCUGAGGUGUUCUUCAGGUGCUCCUCAGUUGCUCCUCACGUGCUCCUCAGGUGUUCCUCAGGUGCUCCUCAGGUGUUCCUCAGGUGCUCCUCAGGUGUUCCUCAGGUGCUCCUCAGGUGCUCCUCAGGUGUUCCUCAGGUGCUCCUCAGGUGUUCCUCGGGUGUUCCUCGGGUGUUCCUCGGGUGCUCCUCGGGUGCUCCUCGGGUGUUCCUCGGGUGCUCCUCGGGUGCUCCUCAGGUGCUCCUCAUGUGUUCCUCAGGUGUUCCUCAGGUGCUCCUCAGGUGUUCCUCAGGUGUUCCUCAGGUGUUCCUCAGGUGCUCCUCAGGUGCUCCUCAGGUGUUCCUCAGGUGUUCCUCAGGUGCUCCUCAGGUGCUCCUCAGGUGUUCCUCAGGUGUUCCUCAGGUGCUCCUCGGG
Molecule: messenger RNA, 2487 nt
Organism: Scomber scombrus (Atlantic mackerel)
Lineage: Eukaryota; Metazoa; Chordata; Actinopteri; Scombriformes; Scombridae
Product: golgin subfamily A member 6-like protein 22
Exons: 4
Coding region: 1-2022 (673 amino acids)
Source: RefSeq, a predicted model, not a curated record